AUCUCUGCCUCUCUAGUGUAGUACUAUGGGCCAUUACUGCAUACAGUCCUGAGAGGAGUUUCAACCAUAAAUCCCCUCUCCGCUUGGCUCUGUCAAUCACAGGCCAAAACAAGAUGGCAGGCUGCAGGAGCUGGGUCCUCUUCUUAACAGUUUGUGCUGUCAGUGUGUUUGGGGCCAAUGCAGAGAUCAAAUUUACCAUUCCUGUGGGGAAGUUAUUUACAUAUGAGCUGAUGAGAGAGACGUUUCAGAAUGACUUUGAACCUCUGUCAAAACUCUACCCUGGCCGCUUGUAUGAUGACCCCAUGAUUUUUAAGUGCAACAGGCAGAAUUUCCCAGACCUCCCAGAGUGGCUGCGCUUCACCCAAAGGCACCCCUAUGAUAACGGCUUCCUGUAUGGGACACCAGUAUCUCCUGGAAAAAGUAUAAUUGAGAUUUAUGCCGUCAACAAACGGAGCUAUGAAACAGCCAGACAAAUUCUCGUAAUCAAAGUAACAGCAGAGGGGAUCUUGCCCUAUCAAGCUGAGUUCUUCAUCAAACUGAGAGAGGUUGAGAAGGUGCUGCCCUCUCCUGUUCAGGAUGAAAUAAAGCAGGAUUUACAGAAGCUGUGGGACACAGAGGCUUUGGAAAUUGUCAACAUCACCAACGCUCUCGACCGUGGCGGCAGAGUUCCCCUCCCUCUUGCAGGCCACUUUGAAGGUGUGUAUGUGAAGGUGGGGUCGGAGCAGUUUUUCUCAGAUUGUCUCCUGAGGGUGCUGACAGCAGAGCAUGAGAAGCAGUGCAAAGCAGGGGCCAAAGUCAAGAUCCCUGGAGAAUGUAACUUCUGCAGCAUCCCCAGCAACUGUAUCACGUGGUGCAAGACUGAGCUGUUUGAUCUGUCAAAGCAGGAGCCGACUCCACCUGCUCCCACGGUGGGCUCAGGGAUUCUGGAGGCUGGAGGUGACUUCAUCCCCCUCGAGUCUCCACCGAGCAGAGACUAUCUCCCAGACUACAUUGUGACAGUGAUCGUGCCCCUGAUCCUUGCCAUCAUCCUGUGUACCCUGCUGGCCUACAUCAUGUGUUGCAGACGAGAGGGAGUGGCCAAAAGGAAUGCAAGGACAAACCAGAUUCAGUUGUACCACCACCACACUAUUCUCGGAAACACAGAUGAGCUGAGGAACAUGGCAGGAGACCGUGGCACUCCUCCUCUUCCUCUGUCCACACUGCCCAUGUUCAACAGCAGAACCGGGGAGAGAGCAUCGCCGCUACGGUCUAACAGCCCCAGCAUCCCCCUCAUCAUGGCCCAGCAUGAUCCCUACGUUGACACACUGCCCAGGAAGUGAGAACAACGAUGGAUACAUGUAAAGCCUGAAUGUUAUAAAGUAAUGUGUUGCAACAUCCUAUUGUCAAUUUGCUGUGGGAAAUAGUGUUUUUUCUCCUUUUUCUUUCUUUAAGUUUAAAAUACAUAAAUAGUAUGUAGUUACUUAGAUUGAUAUUUGCCAUGUAUGAUUCUCUGUAUUCCACCUUCUUUCAUUACUAAUAAACGAAUCAGUUCUCGCUGCUGG
Molecule: messenger RNA, 1541 nt
Organism: Thunnus maccoyii (southern bluefin tuna)
Lineage: Eukaryota; Metazoa; Chordata; Actinopteri; Scombriformes; Scombridae
Gene: sgca
Product: sarcoglycan, alpha
Exons: 12
Coding region: 114-1319 (401 amino acids)
Cellular component (GO): sarcoglycan complex; membrane
Molecular function (GO): calcium ion binding
Source: RefSeq, a predicted model, not a curated record